AUAAAUAAUAAGAGACCAAAAAUCACAUCUCCUGAAAUAUCUCUCCAAAUUCCACCAAUAAAUCAGAUGGCGUAGACCUUGCAGCUUGUAUGGUGGUUUGUAAGAAUUGGAGAUGCAUAGCUAAAGAUGAUUACUUUUGGAAAUGUGUAUGUGCAAAGAGAUGGCCUUUGAUUUGCAAACGGCCCAUCCUCCCACCGUAACCUACUAUAAACUGUAUCAAUCGUUCUAUAAACGGCAGCAUCAGCAAACACUUCUCCCUCCAAGACUUUCCUUCGAUGACUUGGAAUUCUACAUUGACAUUUGGAGUGAAGAUAAAUUGAUUUUCUCUGGUGUUGUCCCUGGUCCUGUCCUCCAGGGAGGAAUCAAGAUCCUACCUGCUGGAAUUUGCGACAUGCUCAAGUUUCAUCUCGAGAGUCCCGAGUACAAGAUGAGCUUAACUGUUGACCCAAGUUUCACUGUUCCUUGGAGCCAGACUGUUAGUGUUUCAGUGCUCGUGGGGCGGAAGGACUCGAAUAAAGUUGCUUGUAUAAUUAAUAAACCACUGUUUGAUUACAUAGAUCGUACAGCUUCCAGGGCUCUAGCUUUCGACUACCUUGUCUUCUCUCCCUAUUAUCCCUUUAUUUCGGGAAUCCGGGCAUGGAUCUCCUUGCUCUUCACAGAAGAUGGAAACAACGGUGUCAUGAAUGUUUUUGGCAUUGAGCUGGACUUUUGUGAUGCUGCCAAUUCUAGAGAAGAGAUAUUGUAGCUAUUAGACAUGCUUGAUUGGAAAUGAAUGAUGGAAAGCUUGCGUCCGGGACCAGGCACAGGGAAGAAAAUGAAGUAGAGAUGUGAUAAUAAUAUGUUCAGCCUUCACUGUGCUUUUCAUGGUGGAUUCUUUCAACAUAUGUUAUUCGGAUUUGGAAGAUCAUCGGAGAUUCUAUAUCCUUGUGUUAGAAGUGAAUAUGGAACACGAAUGCUUCAAGAGAAAUGAGGAGUUCGAGCAACAUGACUUUCAACUGGAAAUAAUUCAAAUCCCCUUGCACUCCUGGCUCAAGUAGCAUCAUUUUCUUGCAUGUUCAUAAGUCUGUACAUUAGCACU
Hibiscus syriacus is the source of this 1078-nucleotide messenger RNA. RefSeq names its product F-box protein At5g39250-like. The record is from RefSeq and is a predicted model, not a curated record. The transcript is spliced from 2 exons. Bases 143 to 745 code for a protein of 200 amino acids. Lineage: Eukaryota; Viridiplantae; Streptophyta; Magnoliopsida; Malvales; Malvaceae.